Messenger RNA from Actinia tenebrosa (Australian red waratah sea anemone), 988 nucleotides. Its product is annotated as large ribosomal subunit protein mL55. Gene Ontology annotation, biological process: translation. Gene Ontology annotation, molecular function: structural constituent of ribosome. Gene Ontology annotation, cellular component: mitochondrial large ribosomal subunit. The record is from RefSeq and is a predicted model, not a curated record. NCBI's taxonomy places the organism in Eukaryota, Metazoa, Cnidaria, Anthozoa, Actiniaria, Actiniidae.
UAUCUUUUUGCGUWGGGCUUUCUGUGGUGAAUCUGCGAUACCAGACCAGUGGAUACCCAUUUAUAAUCACAUUCAAAAUGGCUGCUGUCAUGUUUGCGAGACUAGAAACAGUCCUCCAGAGAAGCAGAACUCUUCAAAGUUACUUUGGAUGUUGUAGUCAAAUAUAUUAUAAUGCUGCUGCUAAUACUUCAAGACCUCAAAGCACUUGUAGUGCAUCGAUAACCAGACUAAAAAAAUCCACAUACCCAAGAAUGUAUAAAGUAAGACUUGUCCAGCCUGAUGGCUCAUCAUACACCAUAAGAUACCAUGAGCCUCUCAAACUGAUAAGACUGCCAGUUGAUCCAUCAACAUUGACAGAAGAGGAAAGAAAAGAAAGAUUGCGCAGACUAAAGCCUGAGAAACCAAAGAAAAUUUACCAAAUUGAAGAUGAUGAUGGAGACUUUGAUCAAAGAUCGUGGACAAACUUGAUUAAAAAGAAUUCAUAAAGGCAUGGUAAAAUUUAGCAUCCUACGCAGACGUUGUUAGUGUCUGUCACACAACGUUUCCCUAAUGUUGYGUGACAGACACUAAGAAUGUCUGCAUAGGAGGCUAGGUAAAAUUUUUAACCCAUUGAAUGGAGAGCAUAUGUUUCAAUACUAUUUCUUGGUAUCACUAGACAUCAUUAGCCUUCUAUUAUGCAAUUUUCAUCAACUGAAUCACAAGUUUUCAAURGAAUUCUUUCUGGCUAACAGUCAUUGUGGUAAGUGUUUGCCCACCAUUUGGAGCAGAUAAUAAAAUCCAAAGACUUUUAUUAGCCGAUUAAAACCCAGCAAAACUGGAACCAUUCACUUAGUUUGAAUGUCAUGUUAACAACUAUAAUAUUUGAUAUUCAAUGUUUCUAGUUGAGGAGAAGGAAUUAUCAAAUGAAUAAGAAUAAAGUAAGAAGAGUACAAAGGCAAGCAAAGGAUAGUGAAUCCAGAAACACAUAAAAGAUUUGCAGAAAACAAAA